Striga asiatica is the source of this 2682-nucleotide messenger RNA. NCBI's taxonomy places the organism in Eukaryota, Viridiplantae, Streptophyta, Magnoliopsida, Lamiales, Orobanchaceae. The record is from the annotation of a GenBank genome assembly.
CGGAAUAAUUGGACCUAACUAUUGAAAUAUAUUGCAAAUUCACCACAUUUGGAAAAUAUUUUUAAAAUAUUUAUUCCCGAAAACUGCUAAUCACCUUUCAUCUUUAUCCGUUUACUCUCUCUCUAAAAGUCUCUCUUCCUCUCACGUUCAUUUGUUUGUCGUUUCUCCAUCACAGUGCGCAGUAUACACAUAGUGAAGAACACAUCACACUCUUCUCCUGUCGUCUUUGCUGUGGAGUUUUUCUGAUAGGUUUGGCGGUCCGAGUGAAAAGUUUCAACAAUGGUGAGAAAGAGGCGAACUGAUCUUCCUGGGGCUGGUGAGAGCUCUGAGUCUCAGCAAUCUGGUGGACAACAAGGCCCUGAGCAAUUCCCUCCCAUACAGCAAUCAUUCCAGCAGCCUCAACAACAAGGAGGAUAUCAAGGAGGAGGAAGAGGCAGGGGCCCACGUGGAGGAUAUGGCGGCCGUGGUGGUGGAGGUGGCAGACUUCCCCAGCAACAGUAUCAUGGGGGAGCUUCUGAAUAUCAACAGGGUGGGCCCCAGUACCAGAGAGGAGGGCCACCUGUCCAGCACCGAGGUGGAUAUGCCAGAGGUGGGCCAUCCAGGAAACCAGCUCCCGAGCUGCACCAAGCUACCGAUUCUCCGCAUCAAGGGGCAGGUCCAUCUCAACCAAAUCCAUACAGGAGGCCUGCUGAAACACAUCCUGGAGCUGGGGUGACUUCUCAACAACCACAAGAGCCAUCCGCUUCUGCAGUGUCGGAGCAAAUGCAGCAACUCUCUUUGCAGCCAGAGGUGAACCCGAGCCAAGAAAUGCAACCGGCUUCGAGCAAGUCCAUGAGGUUUCCAUUGAGGCCAGGCAAGGGUAACAAUGGCAUCAAGUGUAUUGUGAAGGCUAACCACUUUCUUGCCCAGCUUCCUGACAAGGACUUGCAUCAAUAUGAUGUGUCCAUUACACCAGAAGUUUCAUCCCGUGGAGUCAAUCGUGCUGUAAUAAAGGAAUUAGUGGGUCUAUAUAAGGAGUCUCUUCUUGGAAAUAGGUUACCUGUCUAUGAUGGUAGGAAGAGUCUAUAUACUGCCGGGGCUCUACCUUUUGCAUCAAAGGAUUUCAGAAUUACUCUCACCGAUGAAGAAGAGGGGCCGGGGGGUCUCAGGAGGGAAAGAGAGUUUAGGGUGGUGAUCAAGUUUGCUGCGCAGGCCGACUUACAUCAUCUAGGCAUGUUCUUACAGGGGAGGCAAGCUGAUGCUCCUCAAGAAGCUCUCCAGGUUCUGGACAUAGUUCUGCGUGAACUGCCUACCAGCAGAUUGUGCCCAGUUGGUCGCUCCUUCUAUUCCCCUAAUGUAGGUUCGAAGCAGCCACUUGGUGAAGGGCUUGAAAGUUGGCGUGGUUUUUACCAGAGCCUUCGCCCUACUCAGAUGGGGCUGUCACUAAAUAUUGAUAUGUCUUCCACUGCUUUCAUUGAGCCGCUCCCAGUGAUUGAUUUUGUAGUCCAACUUCUGAACAGGGAUGUGUCAGCUAGACCUUUGUCUGAUGCUGACCGUGUGAAGAUAUUUAAAGUGAUACCAUUUGCUCCCAUUAACUUCAUCGAAUUGAACCAGAUAAAAAAGGCUCUGCGAGGAGUAAAGGUCGAAGUUACUCAUCGAGGAAACAUGCGUCGGAAAUAUCGCAUCUCUGGUUUGACAUCACAAACAACAAGGGAACUAACAUUUCCUGUUGAUGAAAGGGGCACGUUGAAAUCUGUUGUUGACUACUUCCGGGAAACCUAUGGAUAUGUCAUUCAACAUGCUCAGUGGCCAUGUCUGCAAGUUGGGAAUACUCAGAAACCAAACUAUUUGCCAAUGGAGGUGUGCAAGAUAGUCGCGGGUCAGAGGUACUCCAAGAGGUUAAAUGAGAAGCAAAUCACUGCACUCCUCAAAGUCACGUGCCAACGCCCCCAACAGAGAGAGCAUGACAUAUAUGAGACUGUAAGACACAAUGCCUAUGCAUCAGACCCUUAUGCUGAGGAGUUUGGGAUCACAAUUAGCGAGAAUCUGGCCCAAGUUGAAGCUCGUGUUCUGCCCGCACCCAGGCUCAAAUACCAUGAUUCAGGUCGGGAGAAAGAUUGUAUGCCCCAAGUUGGGCAGUGGAAUAUGAUGAACAAGAGGAUGGUCAAUGGCGGCAUCGUCAACAAUUGGAUCUGUAUUAACUUUGCUCGUAACAUACAAGACAAUGCUGCGAAUAAUUUUUCUUACGAGCUUGCUCAAAUGUGCAAUACGUCUGGCAUGGCUUUCAAUCCAGACCCUGUCUUACCAGUUUUGAGUGGCCGGCCUGAUCAGGUAGAGAGAGUUUUGAAAGCCAGGUUUCACGAGGUCAUGACUAAACUGCGGCCCCAGGGGAAGGAACUUGAUCUGCUAAUUGUUGUUUUACCUGACAAUAAUGGUUCUCUUUAUGGUGAUCUGAAACGUAUAUGCGAAACGGAUCUUGGAAUUGUCUCCCAGUGUUGUCUUUCCAAACAUGUUUAUCGAAUGAGCAAACAAUAUCUUGCCAAUGUGGCUCUGAAGAUUAAUGUGAAGGUUGGAGGGAGGAAUACUGUUCUGGUUGAUGCAAUAUCUAGGCGUAUACCAUUUGUUAGCGAUCGUCCCACCAUUAUUUUUGGUGCUGAUGUCACACAUCCUCACCCUGGCGAGGAUUCUAGCCCAUCUAUAGCU